Molecule: messenger RNA, 525 nt
Organism: Mya arenaria
Lineage: Eukaryota; Metazoa; Mollusca; Bivalvia; Myida; Myidae
Product: 60S acidic ribosomal protein P2-like
Exons: 4
Coding region: 119-457 (112 amino acids)
Biological process (GO): cytoplasmic translational elongation
Cellular component (GO): ribosome; cytosolic large ribosomal subunit
Molecular function (GO): structural constituent of ribosome
Source: RefSeq, a predicted model, not a curated record
AUGUUGUCACCGGUACUAUUUCGUUUCGUACAAAUAAUAGAGAGUACGCCCCACGUGCUUCCUUUCCGAAAUUUAUCGCGAACUGGUGUGACUACGUUUCGUGUCCAAAGACUUAAAAAUGCGUUACGUUGCCGCCUACCUGCUUGCUGCUCUUGGUGGAAAAGGCUCCCCAUCAGCUGCCGACAUUGAGAAGAUCUUGGGAAGUGUUGGCAUUGAAGCUGAAGCUGAUAAAGUGAAGAAGAUCAUCGCUGAGCUCAAAGGAAAGAAGCUCUCAGAGGUCAUUGAGGAAGGCUCCAAGAAACUAGCCUCGGUUCCUGCUGGUGGUGGAGGAGCCCCGGCAGCUGCUGGCGGUGCACCUGCAGCUGGUAAAGAAGCAGCCAAGGAAGAGAAGAAGGAAGAGAAGAAAGAGGAGUCCGAGGAAUCGGAUGACGACAUGGGCUUCGGGCUGUUCGACUAAAUCUCUACAGCUGAUUGAACAUUUCACAAUAAUGUGUUAUUGUUAGAGAUUAAAUACCAUGAAAGAAA